AUGGAGAUCAAUAAUUCUAUACCCCAACUCGACUAUGAUGGGUACACCAUUACACCUCUCCAAAUCCCCAAACAAAACUCCAAUAGCAAUAGCUUCCCGCCAACAAAUCAGUCAAUCCAAGAACCCUAUCCAUCAAAGGAAGUCAUCCUCGAAGCAUGCAAAAUAUACUUCCUCCAUUGCUACAACCAACCAUUCUCCUUCUUCGAUGAAGAUAGGUUCAUGUCCCGGUUCCACUGGGACGGGGUUCCGAUGUACCUGCAACUAGCUAUAUUGGCGACCUCAAUCCGAUAUUCGAGUAAAGCUUGUUGGAGAGAUUGCAAGGAAGAAGCUAUUGAUAAAUAUGCUUGUUUGUCGUGGGAUAUUAUAUCCGCUUCUGGGCUGGCGCUGGUGGAUGAGCCGGAUAUUUCUAUUGUUCAGGCGAUUGCGCUUUUAUCGAUUAUUGAUACUUUGGCCGGCCGCAAAAGAGCUUCCUGGGUCAAAGUCGGAAUGGCCAUUCGAAUCAGCCAAGACCUAGACUUGAUGCGCGAUACAGGCUUGAACAUUCCCGAAAGCGAGCAAGAAGAAAGACGGCGUCUCUUCUGGUCUUUAUAUCUGCUAGAAAGAAUAAUCUGCUGUUCUUCUGGGCGACCAUUGGCGAUCAUAGAUUCUGAUUGCCACGUACGACUUCCCUCAGAGACAUUAGGCUGUCCAUCAGAAGCAUCUUCCCGAUUAGAUGCUACUACGACAUUACCUGCAAUCUUGAAAUAUAAUGAGACCCAGCGUGACACCUUGGGUAAUUUUUCAUCAGCAGUUCUGAUGGCCUCGGCCGCAAGCCGAGCUACACAAUACGCCUUUCGCGACGAAAUCGAAUCCCUACCGCCAUGGGAUCACAAGUCUGAAUACGGGACUAUCCAAUCCACUUUAUUUUUAUUCACCUCACAAAUGCGACGGCGCUUCUCCGGAUCUACCAUGCAACAACAAGACUUCCUCACAAACGGCAAACUCGACCAAAGAAAAGUUGGGCAUUUCCUGCUCGCACGAGCCUUUUUCCACUUGACGAAUUGCAUGCUGAAUCAUCCUUUCCUUUUGGCAUUGAAAUUGCGAAAAUGUCAUUUCAGCAUCCCGCCUAGUUGGUUGAGGGGUAGUCGGCAUGAAUGUUUUGUGCAUUCGUUGGCGCUGUCUGAUCUGCUAGUUCAGGCCAAGGCGCUGAAUUGUGGUAUUACAGCGUUUUUCUGUUAUUGUGUUAUGGUAGCGGGAUCAAUCCAGGUUUUGUUUCUGGAUGCAGAGGAUCCUACGACGCAGGCUCGGGCACGAGAAUGUGUUCAACGGUGUAAGAGGUAUUUGGACGAGGUUGCACCUUAUUAUAAGAUUGCUGAAUCUUUUGCAACCGGAUUACAAAACUUCCUCUGCCAAAGCACCAAAUACCGAACAAUUCUCAAAAGCUACCCUUUUGCGGACGACCUCUCACCCACGGAUAUAAAUAUCCUCCGCUCUGUGGUAGAUUUUGGCGUAAUGUCCACCAUAACAAGUUCCAACUCACCGUUGAAUCUGUCCUCCUCUCCCGCUGAUGAUGAACCUAGUCCUGAUUAUAGUAUGUGGCUUCACUUGGAAGAUACGCCGGAGACGAGCUCGAUGAUGAAUAAUAGUAUUGAGGGACUGGCGGGUCUGCCUCCGUUUCUCUCUAGUGCGUCGUAG
Messenger RNA from Talaromyces marneffei, 1674 nucleotides. RefSeq lists its product as uncharacterized. The coding region runs from base 1 to 1674 and encodes 557 amino acids. The transcript is spliced from 4 exons. Gene Ontology annotation, cellular component: nucleus. Lineage: Eukaryota; Fungi; Ascomycota; Eurotiomycetes; Eurotiales; Trichocomaceae. Gene Ontology annotation, molecular function: zinc ion binding; DNA binding. The record is from RefSeq and is a predicted model, not a curated record. Gene Ontology annotation, biological process: DNA-templated transcription.